AUGUCAAGAUCGUCGACGUUACCGAGACCAAGAGAAUCUGUGUUUACAGGUGGCCUCGACCCAUAUCGUGGUGAUGUCAAUGUCGUUUGUCCGCCAAACCUCCGCGAGUGCGUCCUUGCUAUGGAAGAUUGCUGCGAAGAGGCGCAUGAAGCUCAACAACUUCUUCGAAACGGGACAUUUGAUCUGCCCCGCAUGCGCAAGGUCCUUGAAAGCCAAAGGGUAUUCCUUCUAAUCGACGAGGGCACAGUGCACAAAUAUAAAGCUGAUCUUGCAGACGAGAUUGAGCCUCAGAUAAAUGAGCUUAUCGACCGUGCAGAGAAAGGUCUCAAUGCUUUAACUCGUCGAGAGGGCUUGAUUCAAAGCAAGGUUGAAGUUGCACAGGCCAUGCAAUCUAGAGUCGCGACAGCACCCACCUCAAAUAAGCGUGAAGAAAGACGCCUGCAAAUGCUCUCAAAACAACGUCGGCGACUUGAAGACGAAGUAAAAGCUCUGGAAUCAGAGAUACUA
Messenger RNA from Suillus fuscotomentosus, 507 nucleotides. Its product is annotated as Spc19-domain-containing protein. The record is from RefSeq and is a predicted model, not a curated record. The annotation marks the transcript as partial. Gene Ontology annotation, cellular component: DASH complex; spindle microtubule. The transcript is spliced from 4 exons. Gene Ontology annotation, biological process: attachment of spindle microtubules to kinetochore. Lineage: Eukaryota; Fungi; Basidiomycota; Agaricomycetes; Boletales; Suillaceae.